This is a messenger RNA of Apodemus sylvaticus (European woodmouse), 2181 nucleotides long. RefSeq names its product serpin family B member 2 (gene Serpinb2). Gene Ontology annotation, molecular function: serine-type endopeptidase inhibitor activity. NCBI's taxonomy places the organism in Eukaryota, Metazoa, Chordata, Mammalia, Rodentia, Muridae. Gene Ontology annotation, biological process: negative regulation of apoptotic process; negative regulation of endopeptidase activity. The transcript is spliced from 9 exons. Bases 187 to 1542 code for a protein of 451 amino acids. The record is from RefSeq and is a predicted model, not a curated record.
AGCCGCUCAGAAGAUAACGAGAUAUUAAAGUGUUUCAGCAAUUCCCCUGACCAUCUCUAGUGAAGCCAGGGCGUCCUUCCUCUCUCUUCCUUCAUAGCAGUAUUUACUAUAUUGCGCUGUGUAGAAGGAACCAACAAAAAGAGGAGAGAGCCCCACCCAGCAGGCAAUUUCCAUUUAUUCAUCCUAAUGUUAACAGUAGUGUCAUAUUUGGAAGCAUAUGGAGUUGUAUGGCUUAUUAUACUAUCAUCAUGCUAUAACCUCGUCCUAUCCAAAUGUAAGAUUGAAACAAUGGAAGAACUUUCUACGGCAAACACCAUGUUUGCCCUCAAUCUCCUUAAGCAGAUAGAAAAAUCGAACUCUACCCAGAACAUCUUUAUCUCUCCGUGGAGCAUCUCAUCAACACUGGCCAUGGUUUUCCUUGGCGCCGGGGCUAACACUGAACAGCAGAUGGCCCAAGUGCUGCAGUUUAACAAAAUUGACAGCUAUGACAUCACCACAAGAACCCCAGAGAACUUCAGGUGCUGUCAUUUUGAACAACAGAUACAGAGGAACAAUUAUCCUGGUGCUAUCUUACAGGCACAAGCAAGAGAUAAAAUCCACUCAGCCUUCUCUUCUCUCAGCUCAACAAUCAACACACCACACUUGGGAGAUUAUUUAUUAGAAAGUGCAAACAAGCUAUUUGGAGAAAAGUCUGCAAGAUUCAAAGAAGAAUACAUACAACUCUGUAAGAAAUAUUACUCAACAGAGCCAGAAGCAGUAGACUUCCUCGAAUGUGCGGAAGGAGCUAGAAAAAGGAUUAAUUCUUGGGUUAAGACUCAAACCAAAGGUGAAAUCCCAAAUCUGCUACCUGAAGGUUCUGUAGAUGAAGACACCAAGAUGGUGCUGGUGAAUGCUAUCUACUUCAAAGGAAAGUGGAAAACUCCCUUUGAGAAGAAACUUAAUGGGCUUUAUCCUUUCCGUGUGAACUCGCAUGAGAGCAUACCCGUCCAGAUGAUGUUCCUCCGUGAAAAACUGAACAUUGGAUACAUAAAGGACUUGAAGACUCAGAUCUUAGAACUUCCAUAUAUUGGAAACAUCAGUAUGUUUCUGUUGCUUCCGGAUGAGAUUGAAGAUGCAUCCACUGGCUUGGAGUUGCUAGAAGGUGGAAUAAACUUUGCUAAUUUCAACAAAUGGAUCAGCAAAGACACACUGGCUGAAGAUGACGUUUUGGUCUACAUUCCCAAGUUCAAACUGGCACAAAGCUAUGAAUUCAAGCCCAUUCUUCAAAGCAUGGGCAUGGAGGAUGCCUUCAACAAGCACAAGGCGGACUUCUCAGGGAUGUCUGAGAUGAAUGACCUUUUCCUUUCUGAGGUGUUCCAUCAAGCCAGCGUGGAUGUGACUGAGGAGGGCACUGUGGCCGCUGGUGGGACUGGGGCAGUUAUGACAGGGAGAACUGGCCACGGUGGCCCACAGUUUGUGGCUGAUCAUCCCUUUCUUUUCUUUAUCGUGGACAAAAUUACCAAGACGAUACUAUUUGUUGGUAGAUUUGCCUCACCCGAAUAGGGGAAGAUCUUAUUUCCACAGUAGGUUUUGUAGCAUGAGCUGUAAGCCUCAGAAUUGCUUCUUUAAGUGCCAAAAGUUUAAAUACUUUUCUACACAUUUGUGUAUGUCUGCUAUACACUAAAUACAAACCUAAAAGCAACUAUACAACAGUCUGCAAUGCUUACAGUAUAAUUCCAUUAAUGAUUUCAUUUCCUAAAAUCAGAUGAUAUCCAUUUAGUUCAGUCUUUAUAAUUUUAGUUUUAACAGUGUUAUUUAUUAUUUAUAAAAUGAUUGCUCUACAAAUUGCUGUCCUGUUUAAUGAAACUAUAACACUACAGAAGCAGAUAAUCAGAUAAUUUUCUUUUUAAAGAAAAGCAGCCAUUUAAUUUAAGAAUGAAGGAAAAAUAUGAGUCUUCCAUGCUUUCCCAUGCUAAUCACCCAGAAAAAAAGCACUUAACAAAAGACAACAUGCUAUAUCUGUCAUUGUAUAUCGUAUGUAUGUAUCUGCAACUCAUCUAUAAUAACUAAUCACAAGUAAGCAUGCUUGCUUACCCACUGCUAUUUGUAGUUCUCCAUUAGGUAUGCAGAGAAUAAUAUUUAGUAAUCCUUGUUUGUUAAUUAUCUUUCCUUCACUGUAACAAAAUACCCAAGAUAAUAAAG